CCAGGCGGUGGUGGUGAACGGAACCGUGUACAUCUCUGGUCAGCUGGGUAUGGACGUGGCUUCUGGGCAGCUGGUGGACGGAGGGGUGCAGGCGCAGACCAGACAGGCUCUGCUCAAUAUGGGGGAAAUCCUGAAAGCUGCUGGCUGUAACUUUAACAACGUGGUGAAGACCACUGUGCUGCUUAAAGACAUAAACGACUUCAAUACAGUCAACGAGGUCUACAAGACAUUUUUUAGCAGCAACUUUCCUGCCAGAGCUGCCUACCAGGUCGCUGCUCUCCCCAGAGGUGGGCUGGUGGAAAUUGAAGCUGUCGCCGUCCUCGGCCCGCUCUCCGACUCCUGACURGCCGACCGCAUCCCGAACAAGUUGUAGCUUAAAACCGUCAAGAGUCCUCGUCGUCCGUCUCGUCAAGACGUCAUAGAGUUUUGGCCGUACCACGGAACAGGAUUUGGAGCCUAGACUUGAACAUUUCCUAGAGUUUCUGGAUAACACUUUUUGUUUUUCAAAGAUGAAGUCAUUUAUAUGAAACUAACAAAUAAAAUACUUAUUUACAGUAA
This is a messenger RNA of Austrofundulus limnaeus, 558 nucleotides long. RefSeq names its product reactive intermediate imine deaminase A homolog (gene rida). Lineage: Eukaryota; Metazoa; Chordata; Actinopteri; Cyprinodontiformes; Rivulidae. Gene Ontology annotation, cellular component: cytosol; mitochondrion. The record is from RefSeq and is a predicted model, not a curated record. Gene Ontology annotation, molecular function: deaminase activity.